Messenger RNA from Paramormyrops kingsleyae, 2301 nucleotides. RefSeq names its product ribosome production factor 1 homolog (gene rpf1). Gene Ontology annotation, molecular function: rRNA primary transcript binding. Gene Ontology annotation, cellular component: preribosome, large subunit precursor; nucleolus. The record is from RefSeq and is a predicted model, not a curated record. Lineage: Eukaryota; Metazoa; Chordata; Actinopteri; Osteoglossiformes; Mormyridae. Gene Ontology annotation, biological process: maturation of LSU-rRNA; maturation of 5.8S rRNA.
AAACGGUAUAUGUAGAAAAAAAAACUUCCGGGCCAAAGAGCGUGGAUUAAUCUCGGAACACGUGGAACGAACAUAAAAACAUGGAUACCGAAUCUCAUCAAAAAUUACAAGAAAAACAGAAGAAAAAAAUGACAAAACAGAAGAAACCAAAAAGGUCGCCAGAAAAAAAUGAAAGUCAAGAAGCUGUCACAGAGCCGGAGAGUCUUGAUAAAGCUUCAGAGCCUGUGUUUCCGCCAACAUUCAGUGUGUCAGAAAUAAAAAACAAACAACGGCGACACAUUAUGUUCAUGAAAUUUAAACAAGAGAAAAGAAAAGCAAAGAUGGCCUUGAAGAAGAAAAUUAAAAAGCAGAGGGAAGCUCUUGGUGAUAAGGCACCACCAAAGCCAGUCCCCAAAACUAUAGAGAAUCAAAGAAUCUAUGAUGAGACUACAGUGGAUCCAGAAGAUGAAGAGGUGGCUUUCGAUGAAGGAACAGAUGAGUUUUCAGCUUACUUUAACCGGCUGACGAAUCCCAAAGUUCUUAUUACAACAUCCGACAGACCCAGAGGGAGGACGGUGCGGUUCUGUGAGCAGCUUGGCACCAUCAUACCAAAUGCCCAUGUUUACUACCGAAGAGGUUUGGCGCUGAAGAAGAUCAUUCCUCAGUGCAUAGCCAGAGAUUUCAGCUACCUUAUGGUCAUAAAUGAGGAUCGCAAAGUGCCCAAUGGCCUUGUCCUUUGUCACCUGCCCGAUGGGCCAACAGCACACUUUAAAGUCAGCAAUGUGCGUCUUCGCAAGGAAUUGAAGAGGCGGGGUAAAGACCCUACGGACCAUUCUCCAGAAGUUAUCCUGAACAACUUCACCACGCGCCUGGGCCACAGCCUCGGCCGCAUGUUCGCUGCGCUCUUCCCCCACGAUCCGCAGUUCGUCGGCCGGCAGGUGGCGACCUUCCAUAACCAACGGGACUUUAUAUUCUUCAGGUUUCACCGAUACAUUUUCCGGAAUGAGAAGAAAGUGGGCAUCCAGGAGCUGGGGCCCCGGUUCACUCUCAAACUGCGGUCGCUCCAGAAAGGGACGUUUGAUUCAAAAUUUGGAGAAUAUGAGUGGGUCCACAAGCGGCACGAGAUGGACUCCAGCAGAAGGAAGUUCCACCUCUGAAAGAAGGAAAGAAGGCUAAUAUCGAUACUCUGGCCCAGAAGACCCCCACGGCGGUGAAACUGUUUCUGUAAUAUGGUGUUCAGUGCUACAACUGUCAAAAGAGACUGUUUAACAGAACGAGAGCCGAAUCUGAAACAUCUUUAUUAUUAAAGUAACACACAUGAAUACAGAUUAUUUAUAUUAUUUUAAACCGGUUUCAAAUAUAUACUUUUCAAAUCUCCAAGCUAUUCCUUUUUAUUUCUUUUAUGUCUGCCUUAAAAGUCUGGGAUGAUACCAUGAGAAAAAUAAACUGUGAAGCAGGAUAUCAGUAGUAAGGAAAGCAAAACAACAGGUUUUGCCUUAUAAACAGUAUCCACAGUAUAAUGUAAAAGUGUAUUUUUCAGCUUUUCACAUUAGCCUCAUGUAUACCUUUGACAGGAAUCUUACCAAAAUAAUAUGGUAAUAGUAAAACAGGUAUAAUGGACAAGAAAUUGAAUAUCUGGUUAUAUACUGCAGUUUAGAAUGCUCUAAAGCUGCACUCUUGUACACGGUGCUUAAUAUUAACUGAAAGUGCAUUACUGUAUAAAUGGAAGCUCAUAUAAGGAAAGUGAUCUUCAUUUUAAACUUGUAUAUAAUAAGUAGUUUAUGGUUUCUUGAGCUGGGUAGGCAGUUUGUCACUAUGUAAUGUGUGGUAAAUGGGCAGAUACAGACAGACAGAAAAUCAUUUAAGGAUCUCUUUGUUCUCCAUUCCUCUUAUACCAUUUUUGUAUUUUAAUCUUGGUCAGUAUUUGCUUAAUUUCAGAUAGCCCUGUUCUUUAUUUUUCCCAUUUUGGCACCCUGAUACCACUUAUCUGGAAGGUCAUCAUUAAGUCCUCCUAGGAAUUCACCAGAAACUAACCUUGAGAUCCCAGCAUGGUGGUUGCAGCAGUGCUGUGGGGUUGUUUUUUUUAGACAGACUGAGAUUCUAUUAUUGGUAAUAUUUCUGGCAAAUAUUAGUUGCACAGGAUUUUGGAAGGAUCCACAGUUUUUAUAUUACAGAAUUCCAACAAAAUUCCAAAAAAUGAAUUGUGCAGAUUUCGUGUAGGCAGUCACACAAAGAUUCAGUGCUGUAACAGUGGGUCUUUUUAUUUGAAGAGAUAUGACAACACUUCCGUUUUCAAAAUAUUGAAUAAUAUGUCUUUUCGUC